Molecule: messenger RNA, 2052 nt
Organism: Orussus abietinus
Lineage: Eukaryota; Metazoa; Arthropoda; Insecta; Hymenoptera; Orussidae
Product: proline-rich extensin-like protein EPR1
Exons: 5
Source: RefSeq, a predicted model, not a curated record
UGGAAGAUCCUGUGGGCCACCACUCUGGUGGUGGUGCUCUCUACGUGUCAUGGACACGAGAGAAGCAAAAGGGCGAUAGAGAGCUAUGCGCAACCUCAAGCACCGUUUGAAGGUUACGUUUACACUCCGCCGAAUAAGCCCUUCACUCUCCCGCCCCGAACACCAUCAACAAGUCCGCCCACUCCACCUCCCAUCUCUCGGCGACCGCCGCCACCGAUACAAUCGCAACCUCCUACAAAGCCGCCGAUUCAGACCGGCCCACCCUACAGUUAUUCACCUCCGCAAACGCCGUUCACAUUACCACCAAGAACCCCGGCACCACCUACGCGGCCGACGCCACCUCCGAUUCAGACAAGACCACCUCCUGUUAUAACGAGGCCACCGCCGCCACCUGUUCAAACGAAACCGCCGUACAGUUAUCCACCACCGGAAAACCCUUUGACGUUACCGCCGAGAACGCCGGCGCCACCCACGCGGCCUCCGAUUCCGACGAGACCUCCUCCCGUUCAAACGAGGCCACCACCGCCACCUGUCCAGACAAAACCUCCGUAUAGCUACCCGCCACCAGAAAAUCCUUUAACGAUACCGCCGAGAACGCCGGCGCCACCCACCCGGCCGCCGCCACGUCCCAUUGAGUCAAGACCCCCAAUUGUUCAAACUAGACCACCACCGCCACCGGUUCAAACGAAACCUCCAUACAGUUAUCCACCGCCAGAAAAUCCUUUAACGUUACCGCCGAGGACGCCGCCGCCACCUACGCGGCCACCGCCACCACCGAUACAAACGAGACCUCAGCCCUCGAGACCAACGCCACCACCACCGACGAGGCCACCAACGCCGCGACCAACGCCACCACCGACUCGUCGUCCACCACCUCCCGUUCAAACCCGACCGCCACCUCCCCCACCUCCACCCCGAACACCACCACCGCGACCUCCGACGAGACCGCCUCCUCCUCCACCGCAACCACCUACUCUACCGCCUUAUAUACCUCCUUCUCCACCCCGAACACCACCACCGCGACCUCCGACAAGACCGCCUCCUCCUCCACCGCAACCACCUACUCAACCGCCUUAUCUACCUCCUUCUCCACCCCGAACACCACCACCGCGACCUCCGCCCCCGUACUUACCUCCACCUCCUCAACCACCUGUAACGAGACAGCCGCCACCUCCUCCGAAACCACCCACUCAACCACCGUAUGUACCUCCCCCGCCACCGCAGCCUCCAACCCGGCCACCAUAUGUCCCACCACCCCCACAGCCCCCAACUAGACCACCUUAUAUCCCACCACCCCCGCAACCCCCAACUAGACCACCUUAUAUCCCACCACCCCCACAGCCCCCAACUAGACCACCUUAUAUCCCGCCACCCCCGCAACCACCAACUAGACCACCUUAUAACCCGCCACCCCCACAACCUCCAACUAGACCACCUUAUAUCCCGCCAUCCCCACAACCACCCAGGACUCCCCCACCGACCGGACCAACUUAUCUACCUCCAGUCUCGACUCGGAAGCCACGUCCUCCUGUAACUACCCCAUCGCCACCAACUUCUAUCGUUACAAGACCACCACCGCCAAGAACUACAACAGUGACAUUUGCUCCACCCACCAAGACCCCGACUUACCUCCCACCUAGGACACCCGCGACCCCACCGCCACCACCCAUUACUCAGAGGACCACGAAAUACGUUCCACCUGUAACCCCUCCGACGACAAGAUACACUCAACCCCCAACUCAGAGAACAACCUACACCCCUCCUUCGCGACCUACACAGGAUCGACCAACAUACUUGCCACCACCGGGUCCACCACCCAGCACCCGUCCUCCCCCAUAUCUGCCGCCGUCGACCCAGCGACCAAAGUACCCAACUGUUACCCCACCUCCAUAUCCUACCCCACUAUACAGUAUCACCCCGAGCACGUCCACCUUACCACCACCAACGGGAUAUCCAGCACCAAGUCCAACACUGCCACCUGGAACCACACCAAAACCGCUAGGAUACAACUAUCCGAUACCAGACAUUCCUUUUGAUUUUCGAAAACGUUGA